Molecule: messenger RNA, 417 nt
Organism: Exserohilum turcica Et28A
Lineage: Eukaryota; Fungi; Ascomycota; Dothideomycetes; Pleosporales; Pleosporaceae
Exons: 2
Coding region: 1-417 (138 amino acids)
Biological process (GO): translation
Cellular component (GO): ribosome; mitochondrial large ribosomal subunit
Molecular function (GO): structural constituent of ribosome
Source: RefSeq, a predicted model, not a curated record
AUGAACGCAUUCCGCUGCCUGAGGGCUGCUGCUCGCCCUGCAGCAAGCGCCGCUACACUCGUCCGACCACAACUAUCGGGCGCUGCACAACGGUCCCAAACCCGCCACAUAUCUCUCCUCAGUCGCCGUCGUCCCAUGCUCGCCGCCUCGCCCUUCUCCCCCGCCCUUCUCCCCCCACCAGGCUCCUCGCCCGCCAGCCCCACCUGUGCCGCAGAAACACUCGAUCUCGCGGGCAAAAUCUCGACGCACCCGGGCCUCGGAAGCCUACAGCUUCGAUGCGGACCGCGCGACACAUACAACCCUAGCCAUCUCGUGAGAAAGCGGCGCCACGGUUUCUUGAGCCGACUCAGGACGCGGAAGGGACGCAAGACGAUUAUGAGGAGGUUGAACAAGGGGAGGUGGAACAUCAGUCAUUAG